AUGGAGUGGGAACCGGAGCAACAGGAUCUCGGAGGCCUCGGGCUCGCGGGCAUCUGUCGCGAGAUCUACCGGGCGGUCUUCCGCUCCAUCCUCCCGUACGCGGCAGCCGGCGUGGAAGCCGCGCUUCUCUCUGCGCUUUUGCUCGCGCACGUCGCCGCCUUGCGCGGCCUCAGCUCCCUCCUCGAGGCCGACGACGGUUUCCACCUCGUCGGUUUCCUUGCCGGGUUACUCUUCGAGGUCGUCUCGAUAAUCGUCCUCGACUUCUUCUCGCUCGUCUGCACCGCCGUCUACGUCUUCCUCAUCGCCUCCCUCUACUGUACCCAGGGCGACUUCCGCGCUUCUCGGAGACUCCAGCGGCACCUCCCCCGUGUCCCCCUCACGCGGCUCAUCCCUACCUUCUUAUUCGCACUCGCGCUUGCCUAUAUCAUAUUGGUCUUCUCCGUCGUCGCCUUGCUCCUGCUCCAUUACGAGGUCGGCCUACCGCUGCAGCUGAUGGGCGCAGCCGCUUGCCUCGCCGGAGCGGCCUACGUCGCCCCGGUUUUCCACCUUGCCUGCGUCGCGUCGGUGCUCGAGGACGCCGUCCUCUUGGCCGCUGUGCGCAAGAGCCGCGCGCUCCUCGCCGGCAAGUUCUGGCCCGCGGCGGCCGUCUUCCUCACGCUCGACGGCUGCUUCGUCGCCCUGCAGCUGGCCUUCGCGCGGCUGGUGCUGGGCGACGCGCUGGGCCUCGGCCUCGGGAUCCAGGUAGCCGCGGGAGUGGCGACGUUCGUGGCUCUGUGGGUGGUGGUGCUGCUGACGCCGGCGGCGCAGCCGGUGAUCUACAUGGUGUGCAAGAACCACCACCACGAGGUGGUCGACAAGGUCCACCUCGACUACAUCGGAGAGUAUGAGCGGCUCGCCGUCGACGGCGACAACGGCGUGGAGCUGCAACCGGUGACGACGGAGCAGAUUCCUGAAACUAGUGCCGCGUCUUGCAUGUCGACGACUCCACAACGGUAG
Triticum aestivum (bread wheat) is the source of this 996-nucleotide messenger RNA. RefSeq lists its product as uncharacterized. The record is from RefSeq and is a predicted model, not a curated record. Lineage: Eukaryota; Viridiplantae; Streptophyta; Magnoliopsida; Poales; Poaceae. The transcript has a single exon. The coding region runs from base 1 to 996 and encodes 331 amino acids.